AUGAAGUUGCUUUAUUUAGGCCUCUUGAUUAUUAAAAUUAUGAGCGUUGUAGCGGAUUCUAUAAUUUCAAUAAAUGACUUAAUACCAGAGCCAAAUCCUGUUAUUGAAUGGUCUGUGGGCUCAGAACAAGAUGUUACAUUCGCAAGGAAAUUAUUUGAACUGGUAGUUAUUCGGAAACUUCAACUACUACAUGGAAGAGGAGACAUCCCAAGUCUUAGAUUAUGGGUUAAAAAUUUAGUGGAAUCUGAAAUGGUUAAGUCUACUGCCAUUAUAUCUGAAAUAAUAUAUACCUUAGAAGAAAAUCACAUUAAUAUUGAUCUAUUACCAGAAGGAUGGAAAUCUCUUGCUAGGGAAGGUAAAAGUUUGAAGCGUCUUGCAGAUAACCUCGAAAAGAAUGACAAUUUUACUACAUGGGAAAUUCUUAAUGUUGCCUGGGCAGCAUUUGAUUAUUGGGCUAUUGUACAGGAGGUUGGUUUACCAAAUAACCCAGAGGAAUGGUGGAAUAGUGGUCCAAUGGAACUAAUUGAACAGGUGAGGGCUAAACGUAGUCUAGUUGAAAAUUUUCCAGGUUUAAAUACUCUAGCAAAAUGCUAUUCAUCAAUCUGCACAUCUUAUGAAAAUAAAAUUAUUUCUUCAUCUUAUGGGGAGAGUAUGUCUGAAUCAGAGAUAAGAGAUUUAAGUCACAAGCAUGGUAUUUACACUAUGCUUAGAUACGUUUGGAAUUACUGUCCAAAAGUGUUAGAAUCCAUUUUAACUUCGGUAAAUAGACACAUAAUUCUUAAAGAUGAAGGCCAAUUUGCAAGGCAAAAUGGAGUGCCAUAUUUAUCUGAUAGUACAGGCAAUGUUCGUUUACUGCUAUCCCCAAAUGGUUAUGCUCUACCUUACAACUUGAACUCACAAUCUGGAAAAGAUAGGCUUGAAUACCAUUUAAAUAUCCAGGUAUCUGGUAUAGAUCAGAGCAAGAGUGGAGAAUCAAACAAUAUUCCUUUAUUCCCAGAACAAGAACGUCUAUUUUGGAUACUUACUAAUAUAUUUUCAGCUCUGAAGAGUAUAAAGUGGACAAAUGGUGACAUUGAACUUGGUUAUAUUAACGGGUUAGAGAAAAAUAGUGAAUACGAAACUGCUAAGGAGUUAUGGUCGGCUUUUGCAUAUAACUCUAUUGGUCAGAUACACCCUGAACUUGAUAUCCUAAAUUCAUGCUUAUACUCUGAUAACUCCUCACAAUUGCAACUCUUUAUGGAUCUACUUCAUGAACAGCCAGUUAGUACAGAUCUUAAAAUUGCACCCCUGUAUACAAUACUAAUUCCUGAACACUCUCAAAAUACCAUUUCAGAGAAUAAAGUGGUUGGAGAAGGUAUAUCAAUGGAAGAAAAAAGAGAAGCAAAAUAUGAAGAUUUAUAUGCAACUAAACCUGAUAGCACACAACCUAGUAAUCAAAUAUUAGAAGUAUUAGAUACUGGAAGCCCUUUUAAAAGAGUACUAAGAAGUAAAGAUGAAGAUGAAGAUGAAGAUGAAGAUAAUUACUAUACAGAAGAUUCUGUAACUGAAAUGAUUUCACCUUCAACUUCUCUUAAAAGUGAGUUACCAGCACAAGUAAAUUCUUCAAGAAAGUUCACUCCUCCAACAUCUGCAUUAAUUGGUGCACCACAAACCUCAAGAACGCCUUCAGAUGUCCCCAAAGAGACAAGUUUUAGAAGUUCUAUAUCACCUAAAAAUAUUAGUCCCAGAAGUUCUACAUCACCUAAAAAUAUUAGUCCCAGAAAUUCUACAUCACCUAAAAAUAUUAGUCCUGGAAGUUAUACAUCACCUAAAAAUAUUAAUCCUGGAAGUUAUACAUCACCUAAAAAUAUUAAUCCUGGAAGUUAUACAUCACCUAAAAAUAUUAGUCCCGGAAGUUCUACAUCACCCAAAAAUAUUAGUCCCGGAAGUUCUACAUCACCCAAAAAUAUUAGUCCCGGAAGUUAUACAUCACCUAAAAAUAUUAGUCCCGGAAGUUAUACAUCACCUAAAAAUACCAAUCCCAUAAAUCCUGUAUCAUCCGAAUGCGUUAGCAUUACAAGCCCUAAUUCGCCUGAAUGUAUCGGUAUUAUAAGCCCUGGAUUACCUAGAAAUAAUAAUUCUAUAGACUAUAAUUUAUCAACAGAAACCUUCAGUCCUCACAGUUUUAGAUCUACAGAUUUUAAUAAAAGUUCUAAAGAUUUCAAAAAUCUUAAAACUAUAGAAUCAAAAUUUAAAGAUCUUGUUUCAUUUGAAGAUAUAGGGGAGAAUCCUAAAGUCUUGGAAUUUGAAGUUUCACCUAAACCCCAAGAAGAGUCAGAUAUAAAAGCUACUUAUUUUGAAGUCUACUCAGCAUCUAGUGAAGUAAACUCUGCAGAUAUUCCAAUAUAUUCACAUUCACUAUAUAAUUCCAAUAAGACAACUACAAGCCCCAUUAAAUACCCAUAUAAUUUAUCUAUUCAAGAUCUUUCAGCUCAAUCCCCUAAAGUAUCUGAGUUUACUGAACAAAUGACACCUUUAAACCUUACAAGUGUAGAUCUGAUUAGUUCACCAGUAUAUACAACGAAGGAUAUGUCAUCAUCAGUUCAAUUACCAUUAUUGGGUAUUGUUAGAACCCAUUCCCCUAUUAAAGAGAGACUAGAUUUGCCAGAAAUGGGACUUCAGACAACUGACUCUGUACUAGCACUAGUUGGAUCAAUUGAAACACCUGUUAGUUCAAAAACUCAACCUACAGCUUCAGAUGGCAGAAUUGCAGAAUUUAACAUAAAAGAACCUGUAGAAAUACAAUCUAUCACUAACAAUACUGAAAAUAAAGGCCUACACUCUAAUUCUUCUAGAGUUAUUCAGGAUAUACUAAAUGAGAUAACUGAAAUUCAAUCAUCUAUUACCCUCAAAGAUCUGAAUAUCUUAGCUACUUCUAAUUGA
Messenger RNA from Cryptosporidium muris RN66, 2922 nucleotides. RefSeq lists its product as uncharacterized. The record is from RefSeq and is a predicted model, not a curated record. Lineage: Eukaryota; Apicomplexa; Conoidasida; Eucoccidiorida; Cryptosporidiidae. Bases 1 to 2922 code for a protein of 973 amino acids. The transcript has a single exon.